CGAGAAGCCAUUACCGAAAACCUCCCAGAAAGAGAAUCACAGCACUAAGUAUUUUCUUUUCUUCCAAACAAGGGUAAAGUGAUUUCGCCUGAAAGGUCCAGAAAGUCCAGAUUCAUCCACGUUGGACUGGGCUCUUUCUCCCACGUGUCAACUUGCUUACACGGGCGCGAUGAUUCAAGAACCUUCCCAUCUCUUCUCGCCAUAAUCCCCAGAACGGCUUAUUUUACAUUCUCCAAACCCCCAACUUUCUCACUCAAAUUUUCUCACACUUUCUCGCCAAGGUAUUCUGAUUCAUUCUCUUGAUUUCAGUGAUUUGAGUGUGGUGGAUUGUGAUUGUUUCAAUCUGCGAAGAUGUGGCAACGGACGUUUCCGAAAUCUGACGUGGAGGCCGGAGCGCGGCCACUAUAUCCGAUGAUGCUGGAGAAUCCACAACUCCGGUGGGCGUUUAUUCGGAAGAUAUACUCUAUCGUGGCGGUACAGUUGCUUCUCACAAUCGCCGUCGCCGCCGUCGUAGUUACUGUACAUCCGAUCGCUUACUUCUUUGUCUCCACCGGGGCCGGACUGGCUCUCUACAUUGUUCUUAUCUUCGUUCCUUUUAUCGUGUUGUGUCCAUUGUAUUACUAUCACCAGCGGCAUCCGGUGAACUAUCUUCUUCUUGGAGUUUUUACGGUUUCUCUCGCUUUUGUUGUUGGAUUGACAUGUGCAUUUACGAGUGGCAAGGUUAUUCUGGAAUCUGUCAUUCUAACAACUGUUGUAGUUGUAAGUCUCACUCUCUACACAUUCUGGGCGGCAAAGAGAGGCUAUGAUUUCAAUUUCUUGGGUCCCUUCUUGUUUGGUGCCAUUCUUGUGCUUAUGGUCUUUGCUUUGAUUCAGAUACUUUUUCCCCUGGGUAGACUCUCAGUGAUGAUAUAUGGUUUGUUGGCAUCACUCAUAUUUUGUGGCUACAUUAUAUAUGACACGGACAACCUGAUCAAACGUUACUCCUAUGAUGAAUACAUCUGGGCUGCAGUCUCUCUGUACCUAGACGUCAUCAACCUCUUCCUUGCCCUGCUAACUGUUUUCAGAGCUGCUGACAGUUAAGAGGACUUAUUUCCCCAUCUCUGUUUUCUUUUCUGCCCCUUUGGGAUGAAAAGAAAUUGGUAUGAAGCAUGUAAUGUCACAAUUUUCUGUUGGCUUUUGUAAUUUUUCUCGCCACUAAAUACAAUGAAUUUUCCUACUUAGUAA
Molecule: messenger RNA, 1224 nt
Organism: Vitis vinifera (wine grape)
Lineage: Eukaryota; Viridiplantae; Streptophyta; Magnoliopsida; Vitales; Vitaceae
Product: protein LIFEGUARD 2
Exons: 4
Coding region: 352-1080 (242 amino acids)
Cellular component (GO): membrane
Source: RefSeq, a predicted model, not a curated record